This is a messenger RNA of Prorocentrum cordatum, 2120 nucleotides long. The record is from the annotation of a GenBank genome assembly. NCBI's taxonomy places the organism in Eukaryota, Dinophyceae, Prorocentrales, Prorocentraceae.
AUGUCCUCCGACAGGCCGGUCCACGGGCGUCAUCCCGGGCACCCGGUGCCAGAGCCGUCUGGACAGCAUCACGCGAGCCCGGUAAGCAAGAAGAAGGCGGAAGAGAUGCGCUUGAACGACAGACAUUACGCAAAGCUUUGUGUGAACCCAGCUCAGCACCACUCUUCCUCGGAUAAUGUCACCCGUUUUGACGGACCUCCACGCGUGCUCUGGCAAACAGAGAAGCAGAUUGAAAAGGAGCUGCCCGAUGUUGUCAACAGCAUGCGGAAAAAAUGGGUUGACUUGAACAAGGAUAUAGAGAUGAAGUAUAUGGACGAUGGGGAAGCCUUGGCGUUUGUCGAAGCCAAUUUCGAUAAGUCUGUACUUGAUGCGUUCAAGGGUUUUCCAUUGGGAGUGAUGAGGGCAGACUUUUGGAGGUAUUUGGUUGUCUACACUUAUGGUGGCGUGUACGCCGACGUUGAUGACGGCACGCCUGUGGCGCCGAAUGGGGACCGCGGCAUCCUCACCAUCACGUACGGGACAGGGAAGCUGUCCGGGGAGUACAUGAGGGACGAGGUCUGCCUAGGCGGCCCGUCACCCCUGCCAGGGCUGUGCACGCCCGUGGACUUCCUGGCAGCCACGCAGGAGCCGAGCGCCCGCGCCGGCCGGCGGGCGGCGGCCGCGGGCGCGCCCGCGGGGGCGCCGACCGCCGCCAUGUCGGGCAGCAAGGGGGCCGGCGGCGCGGGGAGCAAGCAGGCGACCGAUCUCCUGGACGCGGCCUUCGGCUCCGACGACGGCGAGGCGUCGAAGCGGGUGCCCCCCGAGCAGGCGGCCGCCCCCGCCCCGGCGCCGCGGCUGGCGAUGCCGUCGUGGGCGGCGAAGCUGGGGGAGAAGGCCAAGAAGCUCGGGGACGGCGCCAAGGAGGCCAUCGCCAACGAGGUGCGCCUCAUGGCCGAGGACGUGGGCGAGCUGAAGACGGGUAUGCAGGAGGGCGCCAAGGAGACCGCCAAGGACGCUAAGGCGCUGCAGGAGAAGCUGGCGCGGGAGGCUGCGGAGCUGAAGAGGGCCGCCGCCGAGAAGGCGAGGCUGCUGAAGGCGAAGGCCGAGGGCGAGCCCUCCGAGGCGGCCGCCGCCUCCCAGGAAGGCAGCGUCGACGCCUCUGGGGCCACGCAGGCGGGGCCUACCGCGGCGGACGAGGCCGCCAAGGCCGCCGAGAAGGUGCGGAAGACCGCGAACGACUGGUGGCGCAAGACUUCCAGCGGGCUGAGCAAGGGGUGGCAGCAGGCGUCGGAGGCGGCCGCCGGGCUCGCCGGCCAGCCCGCAGACGCCGCCCAAGCCCCAGCCGACGCCGGCGAUGCACCGAGCGGCCCAGCGCCCUUCAGCCCGCCGGCGCGCGGCGCCGCCGCCGCGCCGCCCGAGGCGGCGCCGACUGCGGCGCCCGCGGCGCCCGCGGCGGCGAGCGCCGACCUGCUCGGCGCCCCCGCGCCGCCUCAGGCGGCGCCGCGUAGCGCAGCGGCGCCCGCGGCGCCCGCGGCGGCGAGCGUCGACCUGCUCGGCGCCACCACGCCGCCGAGCGCCGCACCCGCGGCGGCCAGCGCCGAACUUCUCGGCGCCGCCGCGCCGCCGAGCGCUACUGUGCCCGAGGCGGCGCCGGACGCCGCGCCCGCGCCGCUGCUCGACCUGGCCGCGGCGCCGGCGCCCUCACCACCGCCGCCAGCUGCGGCGGCCGCUCCGCCAAAGGCCACGGCGGCCUCGGCGCAGCCGAAGAGCGCGCUGGAGUCCAUCGAGGCGGAGCUGGACGACAUCUUCGAUUCCCUCGGCGAGCCCGAGCCAGCGGCAGCGGCCGCGCCCGCGGCCGCGCCCGAGGCGGCGCCCGCCGCGGCCGCCAAGGGGGCGGCGGGGCAGAAGCCGGCGGCGUCGGCGGCGCCGCCGCCGAAGGUGACGGAGUCGUCGUUCGACGACCUGUGGGACUCCAUCAUGGACGAGGACGACAAGUAGUCUCUCCAUCAAGAGAGAAUCCACCAUGGGCGGCGCGCGCGCGCGUCGCCGGCGACCGACUGCCCCGCGGACGGCGCAUCUUCAGACCGGACCAGUUGGCCGCUGGCCAGCCGAGCGUCCUCCCGAGGUGCAGUGCGGGAGCA